AUGCGUUUCAUCUUGCUCGCUGUUUUCGCCUUUGUCUGUGCCGUUAUGGCUGCCCCGGACAGCAAGGCCACCAAGGUUCCCAACGGCAGUGCCUGUAAACAGGACGGUAGCAUGGGUAACUGCGAAAGUAACUUCUGUCUGCAAACUCCCACCGAAGUUACUGGGCGAAUCAAAUUUUUUACAUCGCUUUAUGUCAAUGUCGAUUGGAUUACAGAGACAGUGGCAAAUCAUCUGGGUCUUUCUGCUAGUCAAUGUGAAGUCGUUGGUGUCGAAGACUGGUUACACGGCAGUUUCAAUGUCUGCGUCCCUGUGGACAUCAAAGGCAAGAAAUUCAAUCGUGUGUUGAUCCGGUUCCCACUCCCAUAUCAUGUAGGGGAGAAUGUGUGCCCUGGAAAUUCGGACGAGAAACUUCGUUGCGAGGCAGGGACGUAUGCGUGGAUGCAGGAUAAUUGCCCUGAUGUUCCCAUUCUACGGCUUCAUGGGUUCGGGCUGUCUAGUGGACAAGCUCCCGACGGGAUUUUCUGGAUUUUCCAUCACCAACUCAAGCCUCGCUUUACUAAGAGCUUUGAGGGUUUCAAUGACGACGGGUUCCAGGAGGCGCUUUGCUGCUUCUGGUCAAAGGACCUCGUGCGCAUAUCUAUCGAUAAGAUGAAGGAUAGGGAGCAGUAUGAUGCUCAACUCAAAGAAUUUUCUAAGGUCACUGAUGAACAGGAAGAUCAUGAUGAAGCUGUUGAGGUAAAAGAAGAAGAUAAUAACAAGUCUUCUGAGUCCACAGGCUAG
Molecule: messenger RNA, 780 nt
Organism: Penicillium angulare
Lineage: Eukaryota; Fungi; Ascomycota; Eurotiomycetes; Eurotiales; Aspergillaceae
Exons: 5
Coding region: 1-780 (259 amino acids)
Source: RefSeq, a predicted model, not a curated record